Meloidogyne enterolobii is the source of this 233-nucleotide messenger RNA. The record is from the annotation of a GenBank genome assembly. NCBI's taxonomy places the organism in Eukaryota, Metazoa, Nematoda, Chromadorea, Rhabditida, Meloidogynidae.
AUGUCUUCUUCUAAUCAAAAUACAACACAAACAACAACAAAAGAAAACUGUAAAGAAGAAAAUACCAAAAAAGUAUUACGACCUUGUUGUGUUUGUAAAGAAACGAGAAUGGUACGUGAUGAAUGUAUAAUAUUAAAUGGAGAAGAAAGUUGUGGAGCAUUAAUUGAGGCACAUAAAAAAUGUUUAAAAGAAUAUGGGUUUGAAAUGUGAUUACUUAGACUUUGAAAGUUUGU